CGACUGCGUUAGAUUGUCUGGUUUCAGUCUCGUCCUAGAACGUUCGCCCGCCAGAUUCUUACAGAGGUAAAUAAGGUACACCAGACUACCUUAAUUCAUGCGUAACUUGACUGAGGAAAUGUGGUGUCUGAGUUGAACUAGUUUAAUGCACACAUAUGGAAACGUGCUCUUCACUUUUAAAGUUUUCUUUGAAAACUUAAGUUUUCACUUGAAAAAAAUCUUCCAAAACCCGGGAGGACACAGAGAGAAAAAAAAAUGACGGCUAGUUGUUCCGACCUCCGCCAAAAACUUGACCACAACCACCACUCGGAUCAUGAUGAUGCAAGCUUCACAAAUCACAACAAACGACGGCCGUUUGAUGUCAGAUAUGAUCCCUCCAGGAGGCGGAGCCACGAUUACGGGAGGAGGCAGGGCAACUAUGAGCGCCGCUCUUCCUUCGAAGACGACAUGCAAGAAGUCAAGAAAAUCCACUCGGGCAUCCAGCAGCUUCAGCUUUUCUCGGAUGCAGAAAGCAAGGAAAUUGAAAAGAAAAUUGACGAAGUGGUGAAGAACGGACUGCAAGGCAAAUACCGACCGCACACUGUGGACAGGGCGCCACUGCGCAACAAGUAUUUCUUUGGUGAAGGCUACACGUACGGUGCGCAGCUGUCCAAGCGAGGACCAGGCCAGGAGCGUUUGUACCCAAAGGGAGAAGUAGACGAAAUACCGGAUUGGAUCCACGAACUCGUCGUGAAAAAACUAGAGGACCACGAACUUGUCCCGAAAGGUUUCAUCAAUAGUGCAGUGAUCAAUGACUACCAGCCAGGAGGCUGCAUUGUGUCGCACGUUGACCCCUUGCACAUCUUCGACAGACCCAUCGUUUCAGCGUCCUUUCUGAGUGAUGCGGCGCUGUCCUUUGGUUGCAAGUUCUCCUUCAAGCCAAUUCGGGUCACCAAGCCCAAAGUCAGCUUACCCAUGGCUCGAGGAUGCGUCACAUUGAUCAGCGGUUAUGCAGCUGAUGAGGUCACCCAUUGCAUCCGACCACAAGAUGUGAAAGCCAGAAGAGCAGUCAUCAUUGUACGAAGGGUUUUUGAAGACGCACCUCGCCUGCCAGCCCAGCCGUCUCUCAAGAGCCUGCCCGCCCCAUCUCAGGACAGAUGGCAAGGCUUCCGACACAGUAACCAUGACGACAACAACAGGGGUAGCUUUGGCAGCGAGAGGGCUCGUAGCCGGGGAUCACCCCCAUCCGUGACCAGCAAAGUCCGCUCAUCCGUGGCAGUAGUCAACAGCAAGGAAACUGAGACGAAGAAAACUCCGGCAAGGAACGCCGACUCCACUGGGGACAAAGAAGACACGAAGGAGCACAAGCGGGUAGCACUGAAGAGACAUUUACUGGGUGGGCGUGGCAAAGGGGAGGAGCCACCGGAACACAAUGGCAAAGCAAAGGCGGAGCCUGUGCCCCACAAGAAGGUCAAGAUCAACAGGCAGCAGCCAUUUACAUCGUAAGUUUUUCUGGAAAUAGACAGCUCCGCUAUGCCCCACCUCAUGGUGUUUUUAGCAAUCACAGCCGUUAUUUAUGUCCAACAUGCAUGGAAAAUUAGUAGACAUGUGUGCACAUGAAGAGGCACAUGUUUCCCACUUGUCUUGGUGUAAGGCGUUCUUAGCUGGGUAGUUCACAAUAGAUGGGAACAGCCUUUGUGCCGCGCAGCAGCAUUCAUUCAUGAACCUGACUUGGACGACAAAUUAUGUCGACGCAAAGAACGUCUUGGGAAUUUCGCAUUGCAACAGGGCGUGACUUAACCCUAACCACCCCAACUCCAUCAAAAUCCACCCCCCCCCCCCCCACCCCCAUUUUGGUGGAUUGUGGGGGAAUUG
This is a messenger RNA of Patiria miniata (bat star), 1854 nucleotides long. RefSeq names its product RNA demethylase ALKBH5-like (gene alkbh5). The coding region runs from base 256 to 1485 and encodes 409 amino acids. The record is from RefSeq and is a predicted model, not a curated record. The transcript is spliced from 3 exons. Gene Ontology annotation, cellular component: nucleus. Gene Ontology annotation, molecular function: oxidative RNA demethylase activity. Gene Ontology annotation, biological process: mRNA processing; mRNA export from nucleus. NCBI's taxonomy places the organism in Eukaryota, Metazoa, Echinodermata, Asteroidea, Valvatida, Asterinidae.